Paramisgurnus dabryanus is the source of this 5041-nucleotide messenger RNA. Its product is annotated as unconventional myosin-Va. Gene Ontology annotation, cellular component: actin cytoskeleton; cytoplasm; myosin complex. The record is from RefSeq and is a predicted model, not a curated record. Gene Ontology annotation, biological process: actin filament organization. Gene Ontology annotation, molecular function: microfilament motor activity; ATP binding; actin filament binding. Lineage: Eukaryota; Metazoa; Chordata; Actinopteri; Cypriniformes; Cobitidae.
AUGGCAACCACAGAGCUCUACACAAAGGGGGCGUGUGUGUGGGUGCCGGACCUUGAAGCUGUGUGGAUUUCUGCUCAGUUAUUGCGAGACUAUCGAUCUGGAGACCAAUACAUCCUAAUUCAACUCAAUGAUGGCAGAGAGAUGGAGUAUCCAGUGAUGCCUCCAGCAGGUCUUCCUCCUCUAGGGAACCCUGAUAUUUUGGAGGGGGAGAAUGACCUCACGGCGCUAACCUUUCUCCACGAACCAGCGGUACUUCACAAUUUGCGAGUGCGCUUUCUCGACUACAGUAGCAUUUACACCUACUGUGGAAUUGUAUUGGUGGCCCUAAAUCCUUACGAACAGCUGCCAGUCUAUGGAGAAGAGGUUAUUGAUGCAUACAGUGGACAGGACAUGGCUGAUAUGGAGCCUCAUAUCUUUUCUGUGGCUGAGGAGUCAUAUCGAACUAUGAUCAGGGAGGAGAAGAAUCAGUCCAUCAUAAUCAGUGGAGAAUCGGGUUCAGGAAAAACUGUAUCUGCAAAGUUUACCAUGCGUUACUUUGCCGUUGUUGGUGGUGCAGCCCGGCAGACCAGCGUGGAGGAGAAAGUUCUGGCAUCCAAUCCCAUCAUGGAGGCAAUUGGCAAUGCAAAAACAACCCGAAAUGACAACAGCAGCCGUUUUGGAAAGUAUAUCGAAAUAGGAUUUGGGCCCAAAGGGGAUAUCAUUGGAGCGAACAUGAGAACGUAUCUACUGGAGAAAUCAAGAGUUGUUUUUCAGACAUCUGAUGAGAGAAACUACCACAUCUUCUAUCAGCUCUGUGCCUCAAGGGAUUUGCCCGAGUUCAGGACACUAAAACUUGAUUCGCCUGAGAACUUCCAUUACACCAACCAAGGACAAAACACUCAUAUUCCAGACACAGAUGAUGCUGUUGAGCUAGUGCGCACCAGAAAUGCCUUUACUAUACUUGGCGUGCAAACUGACCAGCAGAUGGAGAUAUUUCAUAUACUGGCAGCUAUUCUUCAUCUCGGGAACGUCAACAUACAAGCAAGUGGUCGAGGUGGAGACCGCAGCUAUAUUGAUGCCCAUGAUCGUUCACUGGCCAUCUUUGCCAAGCUUUUGGGAGUGGAAGGUGCUCAGAUGGCCCAAUGGCUGUGCCACAGGCGAUUGACGGUGGGUGGGGAGAUGUUGGUGAAGCCCAUGACAGGACAGCAAGCCAACGAUGCUCGAGAUGCUCUAGCUAAGCAUGUAUACGAGCAGCUGUUCGCCUGGACCGUACAAAGGCUCAACUCAUCUUUAAGAGCUCACAGGCAACAGCCAAAGUCUUUUAUAGGAGUUCUUGAUAUCUAUGGGUUUGAAACCUUUGACAGGAACAGCUUCGAGCAAUUCUGUAUAAACUAUGCCAACGAGAAGCUACAGCAGCAGUUCAACAGGCAUGUGUUUCAACUGGAGCAAGAGGAAUAUCUGCGCGAGGAGCUUCCCUGGAAUCGGAUCGAAUUUAGUGAUAAUCAGCCGUGUAUCGCUCUUAUUGAGGGACAACUGGGUCUGCUUGAUCUUCUGGAUGAGGAGUGCAGAAUGCCUAAAGGCUCAGAUGAGAACUGGGCUCGGAAACUUUAUGAUCAGCACCUGAACCGGAGCGCUCACUUUCAAAAACCACGCAUGUCUAACUUCGCCUUCAUCAUCCUGCACUUCGCUGAUAUGGUCCAGUAUGAGUGCGAUGGAUUUUUGGAUAAGAAUCGAGACACUGUAUUUGAGGAGCCCAUUAACAUUCUGAGGGCUAGUCAGUCAGAGCUGGUCGCCGAGCUGUUUCAGAAAGAGUCAGCAGGUGAAGUCCCGCCCAACUCUUCUCUACCGAACGGAAACCUACGAUCCGGGAAGAGAGCUCAUCGUGAACACAAACUCACUGUUGGCUUUCAGUUCCGGCAAUCUUUGCAACUUUUGAUGGAAACCCUGAACAGCACCACCCCACAUUACGUCCGCUGCAUCAAACCCAACGACCUCAAACAGCCCUUCCUAUUUGAUCCCAAGCGAGCGGUGCAGCAAUUGCGAGCAUGUGGUGUUUUGGAGACUAUCCGCAUCAGUGCUGCAGGAUACCCCUCCAGAUGGACGUAUGAGGAGUUCUUCACCCGUUACCGUGUGCUACUGCGGGGGUCGCUUUCCCUGGAUGACAUGGGGCGCUCCUGCCAGAGGUCUCUUGCAGACCUCAUCCCUGACCCAGAGCAGUACUGCUUUGGCAAAACCAAGGUCUUCUUUCGGGCCGGGCAGGUUGCGGUGUUGGAAAAGCUGAGAGGGGACAAGUUGCAGGCGGCUGGUGUUUUGAUCCAGAGCUGGGUGAGAGGUUGGCUGCAGCAACGGCAGUAUCAGAAGCUCCGGCGGGCCACCAUCAUCCUGCAGCGCUAUACCAGAGGAACCCUGGCCCGCAGGUUGGCGUGGAGUCUUCGUUACACCCUCGCUGCUUUGAUCAUCCAGAAGACAUACCGCAUGCUGGCUGUUCGACAGCUUUAUCUGACCAUCAGGGAGAACACCAUCAAAAUCCAGGCCUUUUUCAGAGGCACCCAAGCUCGACGCAUUUACAGAAAGAUGCUGGUAGAGCGGGCAGUGGUUUUCUUGCAGGCCCGGGUGCGAGGCUGGCUGGCCCGGUGCAGGUUUAAGCGCAUCAGAGAUGCCGUGGUGCUCCUGCAGUGCUGCGUGCGCAGACAGGCGGCACGUAAAGAGCUGCGGCGACUGCGAGCUGAGGCGAGAUCAGUGGAGAAAUACAGAGAGCUAAAUAAAGGCAUGGAGGUCAAACUCAUGCAGCUACAGCUCAGAGCCGAUCAACAGGCGAGAGAAAGUGCAUCUCUAAGGGAGACCCUGCUGGUUGAGCGAGAAGCUCACAGAUCUGAGGUGGAACAGCUGCGCUCAAGUCUCCAGAAACUCAAGAUACAACUGCAGGAAAACAUCAACAGCACUCCCUCGCUCACAGAGAAACAACAGGAGGAGCGGAGGAAAGCCGAGGAGAGGACUGCUCAACAGAUCCUUCAUCUUACACAGGAAAUCCAGUCUCUCCGAGCUGAGAGGGAUUCCUUGGAGAAGGAGAGGAAUGAGCUUGGUGUUUGUUUACAGGAACAGCAAAAAGUGCAGCAGGAUAAAGAUAGCCAUCAGCAGUCUGUGGAUCAGAACGAUGCAUCCGUGCUGGCAGAGCUGGAGGAGGAGAGGAGAAGAUACCAGAGCUUACUAAGAGAAUUUACAAGACUAGAGCAAAGAUACGACAACCUGAGAGAUAUGAGCAUGUUCACCACCAAUGAGCGUUCACAUGGACACAGACGAACAGAUUCGACGGUGUCUUUGGAGCCUCCGUCGCCCGUCUCCACACCCUUCUCAAACUCGCCCGUCUUCCCGUCGCCCGAGGAGGUCAGGAGGAUCAGUGUGACAUCACCCACUGACAGGAGACCUUGGGGCUUCGAGCAACCUCUGGAUGUCCUAAUGGAGAAUGUGGGCGUGGCCAAAGAUGCAUCAGAGAAGAUGAAGGGAGAAGAUCUCAGACACGCCUAUGACGCUGUCCGUGUGGCAAACAAGCUUCUAGAAAUGCAAUUGUUGUCUCAAAGAGCACAAUGGGAAGAGGAGAUAUCUGCUCUGAGGAUGAAACUUCAACAGGCUCAAAUCAGAGGAGACACUGGUGGAGAUACUGAGAUGAAGGAUCUUGCUGAGCAAGUGGCGGUGAGAGAUCAGGAGUGUUCUCGAAUGCGCCGAGAACUUAAGGAACUCAAACACACCGUGACACUCAGGAGAAUUUUAUCAUAUGCGGGUCAGUUUACGUCUGAAUCUCAAGAUCCAACAUCUCCACCCCCUCAGAAAAACCACACACUCGCCGGAUUGCUGGAGUGCAGGAAAAAAGACGAAAACAAACUUAUUAAAAAUCUCAUUACAGAUUUGCGUGUUGAUGUCGCCCUUUCUUUACCCUCGGGUAUCGCGGCACGGGUUCUGUUCCUUUGCAUACGUCAGGCGGACUGCAGCGGUGAUCAGAUGCGAGUAAAGGGGCUUUGCAGUGCUGCUGUUAGUGCCAUAAAAACUGCAUUGAAGAAACAUGGCAAUGAUUUAAACAUGACAGCUAUGUGGCUGAAGAACGCAUCCCUGUUCAAAGAUCUGCUCAACCAACACUCUCCUCAUAAGGUGACUGAUCUACAAAUGCUUUUCUUUGAGAUGAGAGGUUCAGAAGAGCAUGUACCCCUUGUGACUGAUGUGCAGGAGUCCGUCCGAGCUUUUAGUGAUCUCUGUAUUCAGGCAUAUCAGCAGCUGUUGUCUAUAACAGAGAGUCGUCUGCAACCCAUCAUCGUACCUGCCAUGCUUGAAAGUGAAACGAUUCCUGGCCUGUCUGGAUCAUCAGUAAAGCUGAGCAGCGGUCGAAAACGUGCAUCCUCAGAUCCCCGUGGCACCACCGAAGGGGCCACUAUGUCAGCUGUUCUGAGGGAACUGGGAUCGUCGCACACGGCGCUGUCUCGUCAGGAUCUGCCCUCGGCUCUGCUGGAACAAACCUUUCACCAGCUCAUAUACACGCUGGCCGCCACAACCCUGAAUGCCCUGCUACUGCGUAAGGACAUGUGCUGCUGGAACCGUGGCCUUCAGAUCAGGUAUAAUGUGAGUUUGCUGGAGGAGUGGCUGCGCUGUCGUUCACUGCAGACAGGUGGCACUGUGACUGCUCUCAAACCCUUGAUUCAAGCAGCUCAACUUCUUCAAAUGACCAAAAAGACUGAGGCAGAUGGACAAGCCAUGGUCCAAACCUGCAGUGCACUGUCCAACCAGCAGAUUGUGAAGAUUUUGAGCCUGUACACUCCUCAGAGUGAUCUUGAAGAAAGGGUGACGCUAAAUUUUAUCCGUAUAGUACAGGGGCUGCUGAAGGGACGGUCUGAUGGGCAACCUCCACAGCUUCUGAUGGAUGUCAGGCGGGUGUUCCCCGUCACCUUCCCUUAUCAGCCACCACCACCAGUCAGCACCGCCCACCUCGAAAUCCCAGAAUCCCUCAAGUUGUCAUUCCUACGCAGACUAUGAGGCUAUUCAUCUGCUGCUAAACAAACGAUGGCUGUAGAAAGAC